Molecule: messenger RNA, 2814 nt
Organism: Tetrahymena thermophila SB210
Lineage: Eukaryota; Ciliophora; Oligohymenophorea; Hymenostomatida; Tetrahymenidae
Product: NACHT domain protein
Exons: 2
Source: RefSeq, a predicted model, not a curated record
AUGUAUGAAAAAAGAAUAAGCAUGUUCGAUUAUGAUGAAAAUAAGGUAAUUUAAAAAGAGGAAUUCUCAAAUCCUUUGAAAUAAAUACCUUAUUUAGAAAAUGCUAUACCAUGCUUACAAGAAAAUUUUUUAAAAAGUUCUUAAAAAGAGUUAUAAUCCCUUUAUUUUAGCUUGGAAGAUGCUAUAUUUGAUGACAAUUCUCAUCAUAAGUCAGGAUAUCUUGACUAGUUUAGAACUCAAAAUUAAUAUUAUACAGUUGAUGAUAUUUUUUGUAUGCUUGAGCAAAGUUAUUAAUGCAAGAUACUCAUACAAGGCUAAGCAGGAGCUGGUAAAACAACACUAAUAUAAUACAUUGCGCAUUAAUGGAGCCAAAAAAAUAUACUUAGUGACAGGUUUAGUGAAAUUUAUUUCAUAUCCCUUAAAACUCUUUUGAAUUAAACAUGGGCUGAACAGUAUAUAAUUGAUUAAAAAUAUUCUAAGGAGUUUUAAAUAAAUCCUCUCAAAUUUCUUAUCCAUACAAAUGUUUCUUUAAUGAUUAAUAAUUAAGGUCAAUAGAAAUAAAUACAACCUGAAGAUAUCAAGCUGUACAAUGAUAAAAUUUUACUUUUGAUAGAUGGUUUUAAUGAGAUUACUUCUGUUUAAGAAGAUCAUAUAGUUUGCUUGAUUUUGAAGUAAAUAUUUGAUUAACAGAAUAUCAUUUUGACUUCAAGGACCAACACACUUUCAAUUUACUGGAAAAAUAAAUUUGAUAUAAUUUUAGAGAAUAUCGGUUUUAAUAAGCUUUAAAUACAUUAAUACAUUGAAAACCACAUAGAUUAAUAAAUACUUUAAGCUUAACUAUACAAAAUAAUCAUAGAAAAUAAACAAUUGUACAAAAUAUCUUAGAUACCUGCUAACUUGGCAAUGCUUUGCUAAAUAGUCUCUUUAAUUAAAGAUAAUUUAUAAUCUUUAAAAAUAGAUGGAUUAUAUUAGCUCUAUAGACUAUUUUUCCAAAUGUUAUUUGAAAAAUUAGAUUAAUGUUUAAAAAAUUAAUCAUAAAAUGAAUAAAAGCUAUCUCAAAUCGAUUUAAUUCGGCAGUUGGCGUAUUCAUGCUAAACAGAAUAAAUUUUAGAAAUUGAAAGUCAAAUUGAUAAAGAUGACGCAAUUACAAUAAAUCAUAAUGAAAAUGAGCAAAAUGAGAGUUAUUUAAUUAAAAAUUUAGAUCAAUUUGUUAAUUUUGGAUUAAUUAAAUAAGUCUUUUAUGAUAAAAAAGUAUAUCGCUUUACUCAUUUGCUGUUUUAAGAAUUUUUAGCGGCUGAAUAUCUUGUAGAAAAACUCUAGAGUGGAAAUAAGUAAAAAAAAAAAAAUGUUAUUAGUUAUAUUUCUCAGCACAGAAAUGAAGAGAGAAUGCGGCAAGUUCUAAAAUUUAUGAGUUAAAUUAUUAUAAAUCUGGGAAAUUAAUCAAUUUUAGACGAAUUUUGGUAUUCAAUGAGUUGCAAUAUAGAAGGAAUGCUUGAGUUCGAUAUUAUCUAAAAAGUUAAGCUGUUGAUGCAAUUGAUUGGAAAUAUAAAUAACUCAUCAGAAAACGAAAUUAGAAUUAUCGAUAGUACGAUUCCUAACAUAAACUAAAUUAAAAUUUUUAUUGAUUUGAUUGUUUUAUUCAACUUGAAUGAAUUCAAAUAUGAACUAAUGCAUUCAGGUUAUAAAAGCCAAAUAAUAUCUUCGAAAAUAUAGUCUCUGCUUGAGGGAUUUGAUAACACCUCAGAUUUGUUAAGAGAAAUUAAAAUUUAGAUAAUAAAUUAUAAUUUUGCAAUAGACGUUGAUUCUGUCGAAAGAUAUUAUAAUAGUUAAAAAGAUAUUUAAUGCUGUAUAAAUUUUAAUUAAAAAAGUUAAUCAAAAAAGGAUUAAAAAAUAUAAAAUUAGAAUGACUAAUAAGAAGAAUAAUUCAAGUGUAUUCAACAAGUUGAUUAAUUUUUAAAGGUUAAUUAAUCACAUGAAGCAUAGAAUGAUAAGUUUGUCUAAGAAAUGAUAAAUAAGUCAUUAGGCUUAAAUAUGGCUAAUUUUUAUUCCUAUAUUGAUCAGAAUAUUUUAGAGUAAAGUAUCUUAGAUAUACUAAACAAAAAGGAGACAGAGACUUAUACAAAAAGUAUUGCAUUAAAAAUAAUUAUAAAAUAAUUACAAAAUUAGUUUGAUUUUAACAAUAAAUAUUAUUAAAAAAUAUUUGAUUGGAUUAUUGAAACAGAAAUAAGUUAUUAAAGUAAUUUACAAAAAAUUACUAAAUCUAAAAGAAACUCUGAUGAAUUUAAGAAUACUCAAGACAGAAAUGUUGAAUCAGAAGAUAUGAAUUAGCAAGCAGACUGCUUUUAUUGCUAAAAUUAUGAAUUAAUUAUGAGAUAAAAUGAAGAAGUUUUACAUGAAUAAAUGAUUUUAAUUCUUAAAUAUUUAAAUAGCUUCAAUUUAAGUAGCUUCUAUCAAUGCUUGAAUAGCAUGACAAAGUAUUUGCUUCAUUACUAAAAAAAUUUACUUCCUUUAGCCUUUGAGAUAAUUAUUUAAGCAAGGUAACUUAACAGUCAAAAUUAUAUCCACAUAAAACAAGGCUAGGCAACUCUGCAUGAACUGGUAAAAAUAGUUGCUAAUCACGUAUUAGAUUUUCCAAAUUUUUUGCAAAUUUGGAGAACUUUUACAGAUGAAAUGAAGAAUAUCCUUUUAGAUAAUUUGGAAUGCAUAUGCAAACAAUUAAACCCAUAGAGAUUAGUUAAUUUAUAAGUUUUACAAAUUAAAUUGCCAAACAAUUAAAACACCAUUCCUAAUGGAACUACUGACAAAUAUUUCUGA